AUGCGACAGUUACAGUAUCUCUUGUCGUUUUUGAUUCUUCCAAAAUGUGCCAACUCAUCGGAAAGACGAACAAGAGAUGUGACUUCAGAACCAUGCAAUUUCCCCCUCUUCACUUAUAGCAAUUUCAGCGCAUUUUGCCAGAUAUCUUAUCACAAGAGUCCAUAUGUAUGCGACCCCGGUGGAAUUCUAUCACGCACUGAGGUUGAAAUGCUUCAAACAACCGCAAAUAAUCACAAUAUGACAUCCUGCUUCUGCGACACUCCUUAUACGCGAUUGCGAUGUCAACGAGGCAUUAAAAUUGCCGUCGUUUUGCUGCCAUAUGUCAGCUGGCAAAGCCUUCGAGCCUGUGAUCCAACAUAUACGACAUCCUCAAUUUCAGCUUCAACCAUUUUAUACGCUCAAUUGUUGGCGUCGCGAUGGCAAGAUCAUUGUGAUGCUGAUGUAAUCUUUCUUUAUAUUCGAGCAUGGCAAACGGAACGUCUUCGAACGCCAAUUCUUAUUCCCCUUUUCGGUGAGAAAUGGCCUCACCUUCGUCGAUUCUCGAUUCCCAUUGUGACGCCUUCGCGAGAAACCACUUUAGUUUCGCUGCAAAACGCCAUAAAUCACGCUGGUCGCUUGAUUCACGUCGAUUCGACGCCGGUGCAUGCAUCGAUUCCACGAUGGGCGCUACUUUUUGGCGGGAUAAUGGUGAUAGUUGUGGUGGCUGCAAUUUAUGUCGCCAAUUGCAUCACACAGAAAAUGGGCCAGCGGAAGCAAAAAUUGUUGGUCCCGAAGCGGGGAAACGAGAAAUUCCGAGCCGGCUUCGGCGGCGGCGUGAUGAUGAAUGGCGCAGGAAGCCAGAAGAAGAAGUCGGUAAUGAUGUUCCGAACAUUCUCCAAGUCAAACUCAAAGUCCAGCAACAACAACAAUCUUUUAUAA
This is a messenger RNA of Caenorhabditis bovis, 918 nucleotides long. Lineage: Eukaryota; Metazoa; Nematoda; Chromadorea; Rhabditida; Rhabditidae. The record is from the annotation of a GenBank genome assembly.